AUGGAAGAACCAUUUACUGUAUAGCCCGAGCCUCCUUUUGGCUUGGAUUAUCCCGAUGUCGUAAGGGAGUUGGCUUUACAACAUUUGCUAGUAAAACCAACUGCACUUCUGAUGUCGAGAGACCUCGGCAUAGCCCGAGUAAAAAGGAGACUCAGGCUAUAAAUAUUUUCCACACAAAGCCACCUUUAUUGCCUUGGCAAAUAUAUUCUGUCAUAAAAGGCAAGAAGCUUCCAGACCAUCCUUUAUUAUCAAAAUCCAUCACAAUAGAUAAAGACUCAGAUAGCAAUGCUUUAAAUGAAUUUUCGGGUACACGCUUUUUCAUCUGGAUAUUUUGUCAGUAAAACAUUUCCUCUGCGAUAUUUGGUAGAAAUUUAUCCUGGUGAGACAUUUGAUUAAAAAUUGACUAUUUUUUCCAAGCAUAUACCUCACGAGAAAAAAUGUCAGCCAAAUUUCUGAGGAGCAAAUAGUUCUGAUCAAAUGGCAUGGAACAGAAUUUUCUGAUUGCGUUUACAUUAAAGGAUGCUAAAUAUUUAAGUCUCCACUACAAUGAGCGGCAUUCCGCACAGCUUCGUUAGAAGCUGUGUGAUAACUCAAGCGAAUUGGUGAGUGUCCGCCUCUGGUACCUCUAAGCCCAGGCCGAAACCUCUGCUUUUCAAUACUGGGCCUGAAGACCGUUGCUGAGCACCAUUAUUUUCCAAUUAAGCCACUUCGCCACGUAUUAAACCAUAUCCUGCCUCCUACUUCUACUUAGAUCUCCAUUUAGGGAACUUGCUGGAAGACCACCUCUAUCUUUUGUAAUUUUUCUCCCUUUUUCAGGUUAUCUAGAAAAAUAUCACGCGCUUACUCGCUUGGGUGAUGCUGUCGAAAAGUAGUCUCAAGUAACUGUCCAUUAUAUCAUUACACAAACAGCGGAUUUAUGCUCAAGUCCCUCGUUUAGGAUCAACGAACUUGAGGCUCCAAAACCAUACGCAGAUAUUUAUGGGUAACCGCCAUAAGAGGGCGGAUCUAACGUUACUGCCUUUUAAUGCAUAUUGAAUUUUCUGAUAAUGUAGGGGAAUUAGAGGCAAAAUUGAGGCCAACACAGAGACACAGCACGUUUUUGGAAGUAAAAAGAAAAAGAUUUGCUAAUAGGAGAAAUACGGAUAAAGAAAUUGUAUAUAGAAAUGAGUCCAUACCUGAUAAAGAUUUGAAGAAAAUUUAUAAGCCAGCACCCAUAAUCUCAGAAAAAUUAAAAUUGCUUCUGAGGGAAUCUCCAAAAACAGAGAGAAUAAAAAGCUUAUCACCGGUUUUAAAUACAAAAUUUGCAUCUACUUUUGAUAAUCGUAAACUAGACAUGACAAAGCCACAGCCUAUGCUUCUGACUAGCAUUAUGAAAAGAAAUCAUAUCUCUAUCAAGCAAAGAGAGCUACAUUUAUCCUCAAGCUUGCCGAGGCAAGUUAAAUUAAAACGAUCUGUCCACUUUUCACCCUCAAGGGCUACAGAAAGCAUAAAAACAAAAAUUACCCGUCUUAAGCACUCGUAUCAAAAUAAUUAA
Molecule: messenger RNA, 1534 nt
Organism: Blepharisma stoltei
Lineage: Eukaryota; Ciliophora; Heterotrichea; Heterotrichida; Blepharismidae
Source: the annotation of a GenBank genome assembly